Scaptodrosophila lebanonensis is the source of this 2409-nucleotide messenger RNA. RefSeq names its product nucleolar complex protein 2 homolog (gene Noc2). The coding region runs from base 56 to 2386 and encodes 776 amino acids. Gene Ontology annotation, cellular component: Noc2p-Noc3p complex; nucleolus; nucleoplasm. The transcript is spliced from 2 exons. Gene Ontology annotation, biological process: ribosomal large subunit biogenesis; negative regulation of transcription by RNA polymerase II. NCBI's taxonomy places the organism in Eukaryota, Metazoa, Arthropoda, Insecta, Diptera, Drosophilidae. The record is from RefSeq and is a predicted model, not a curated record. Gene Ontology annotation, molecular function: transcription corepressor activity; histone binding.
GUUGGUUAAACACGUGCGAAUAGAUCUAUGUUAGUUUGGGCAGGCUACAAUAAUAAUGAAAGUUACAGACAAAAAAGUAAAAAUUAUGCCUACAAAUCCAGGUAACACAAAGCCAAAGCUUAAGCAGAAGAAAACUGCACGGUUGGCCAAAUCUAUGAAGUCCACACAGAUGGCGUCGGUCGACGAGGGUAAAAAAAAAGCGACAACUUCGAAGAAAAAGUCUCUGAAUAAAGCGGCGGCAAGCGUAAGCGAAGCUGUCAUAAAGAAUACCAAAAAAGAUAUAAAAACUAAAAUUGAAAAACCAAUACGGAAAUCCAAUAAGUCACACAAAAAUAAUUUGGCUGGAUUAAAGGAUCUAGAUCCCGAAUUCUAUGAUUUUCUCAAGAAGAAUGACAAAGAGCUGCUUGAAUUUAAUUUGCUUGAAAGUGAUGAUGAAGACGACGACAAUGAACACGCAGGCGGCGCUGUACAAGUUGAAAAUGAGGAUGAGGAAGAUGAUGGAAAAUAUCACGUGCCCAGUGAUAAUUUGGCAGUAGCCAGCGAUGAGAGCGAUUUCGAUGAUGACGCAAAUGAUGAUGAGACAGGUGACACCGGCUCGCAGAAGAUUACGCUGAACUUGCUGCGCCAAUGGGAGACACAGUUGUCCAAACCGAAUGUUUCAAUUGACAUUGUGCGCAAGGUUAUCGAUGCCUUUAAUUCGGCACUGGCGAGCAUAAGUGCGGAUGGUUUUGAUGGCGACGGACCUCAACGGGGCAAUCGGGCUGGCCAUAAAGUUGUAGGUGCCGCCACAUUUAAUGGAGUGAUCCAGCUGUGUGUGCUGCACUUGCAGCCAGCUAUUCUUAAUGUGCUAGGUGUUAAACCGAACAGUACAUUGCCGUUGCAUAAGUACAAGAAAUGGGUGAAGAUUCGCGGUUGUUUGCGGUAUUAUUUGACUGAUUUGAUUCGUCUGGUUGAGCAAGUCUCCAGUGCAAACAUUUUGAAUGUGCUGCUUAAGCAUCUGCAUCAAAUGGCCGGCAUGGUGGCACCUUUUAAUGCACUGGGCAAGACCAUCCUAAAGCGAUUGAUUGUGCUCUGGUCGACAGGUGAUGAAACGGUCCGCGUGCUCGCAUUCUUAUGCAUUCUCAAGAUUACACGGAAGCAACAGGUCACAAUGUUGAAUCAUGUGCUGAAGGCCAUGUAUCUGGCCUAUGUGCGGAAUUCGAAGUUCGUCUCGCCGAACACCUUGCCCGGCAUUAACUUUAUGCGUCGAUCACUGGUUGAAAUGUUUGCUCUGGAUUUGAAUGUAAGCUAUCAACACGCGUUUCUCUACAUCCGACAAUUGGCCAUCCAUUUAAGGAAUGCCGUUAUAUUGAAGAAGAAGGAUAGCUUCCAAGCGAUUUAUAAUUGGCAAUAUAUCAACUCAUUAUGUCUGUGGGCGGAUUUAUUGGGCGCUACAAGCAACAAGGCGCAAUUGCAACCACUAGUCUAUCCACUGGUCACUAUUACAACUGGUGUCAUACGCCUCAUACCGACUGCUCAGUACUUCCCAUUGCGUUUCCAUUGCCUGCAGGCGCUUAUUACAUUGGCCACUGAGACAAAUAUUUAUAUACCUGUGCUCCCAUUGAUUAUUGAAGUGCUGAAAAGUAACACAUUUAAUAAGAAGCAUACUGCUGUCUCAAUGCGUCCGGUGCAAUUCACCUGUAUAUUGCGAUUAAAUAAGGCACAGCUAUCCGAAAAUGGUUUUCGGGAUGAGGUCAUUGAUCAGGUGUGCACUUUGCUCCUUCAAUAUUUGGCACACGAGUCUGCAUCAUUGGCCUUUAGUGAUUUGGUGGUGCCCACAGUCGUGGCUAUCAAAGCUUAUCUUAAAGAGUGUCGCAAUCCGAACUACUCACGCAAGUUAAAGCAACUUCUGGACAAGAUUCAAGAGAAUGGACGCUUUAUCGAGCAGGAGCGUAGUAAGAGCAAUGUAACCAUCGAUUUGAAAGAUGCCAAAGCGGUGCAGGCUUGGGAACAACAGGUUCGCAAUAAGCGAACUCCUCUUGAUAUCUAUUAUGCGAGCUGGCAAAAAAUGCACGAAACCAAGAAACGUCGCCAGGCAGCACAAACUGACGACAUUAAUGAUGAUUGUGGUGUGCCCAAGCUGAAACGUCCCGCAAUGAACAAGAGUGCUCCCUUGCGCAAUGAGCGUGGAGAAGUUGAAUUGUUUCCCUCGGACUCUGAAGGAGAAAUAACAGCCGAUGAAACAGAACAAACGAAACCCCAACAGCAGAAGAAAAAGACCGAAAAGCCGGAGAAAAAGAAGAAGGAAAGCAAGAAUGUGCUCUCCGCUGUGGAGCCAGAAGAUGAUUUGGACGAUUCUGGCGCUGCUGUGGACAUAGUUAAAGAUUUAGAUAUGAAUGAAUGGUAAAUGAAAUACCGAAAAUUAAUAAC